AUCUCACACAUAUUGGAGAGAUAUCAGAAAAUAUCAAUGGCCCGCGAAGACCAAGUUUCAAAGACUGAGCAUCCGAUGCUCUCUCGUCUGAUGGCAGCUCUUUUCUAUGGGAUUUCGUCUUUCAUGAUUGUUGUGGUCAACAAAUUAGUACUUACCUCAUAUAAGUUUCCAUCCUUCCAAUUUCUUGGUCUUGGCCAGAUGGUCACUGGUAUUGUGGUGCUCUUUUUUGCGAAACAAUUUGGGCUCAUCGGUUUCCCCAAUGCAUCAUUUGAGACAUUUCGCAAGGUAUGGCCUUUGCCAUUGUUUUAUAUUGCCAACCUUGUUUUUGGGCUUGGAGGGACCAAAAAGCUGAGUUUACCAAUGUUUACAGUUUUGAGAAGAUUUUCGAUAUUCCUCACUAUGGUUGCUGAAUAUUUCAUUUUGGGUGUUCAUGCCAGUGUGUUUGUGCAGCUGACAGUAUUCUUGAUGAUAUUUGGAGCUGUUAUAGCAGCAAGCACUGAUCUUUCAUUUGAUCUUAUGGGGUACACCUUCAUCAUGCUGAACAAUAUUGCAACAGCUGCCAAUGGUGUAUACACUAAGAAGAAAUUAGACUCAAAGCAUUACAAUGCCACACCAUCUUCUUCACCGGAUGCUUUUGAAAAAAGCCAGCAGGACCUUGGGAAAUAUGGACUGCUCUUCUAUAACAGUCUCUUCAUGCUGCCCUUUGCCUUAACCUUGGCUUUUGUCACUGGGGAACUUGAAACGCUAGUUGAUUUUCCCAGCUGGACUGACCCAGUGUUUUUGAUGGAUUUGCUCCUAUCCUGCUUUAUGGGGUUUAUUCUCAACUACUCCAUCAUCCUAUGUACAGCAUACAAUUCUGCCCUUACCACCACUGUUGUUGGUGUCAUCAAGAAUCUUCUUGUCACUUAUCUGGGUUUGUUUAUUGGUGGGGACUAUGUCUUCAGCCUGACCAACUUUGUGGGCAUAAACAUCAGUGUUUUAGGCAGCCUUCUAUACACUUAUAUCACCUUCAAAGGCAAACCAGCAUCAGGAUCUUCCAGUACAGUUGCAUGAAAUAAAAAGUCCAAAAGAGUCAAACUGCCAAAAAGCUUUUUAUUUUCUAGCGCACCAAGGGUCCAAGAAGCUAAAACUUUUAAGCUUCAUCAAAUGAUUUUAACAUUUUAUUAUGAAGGAAGUAUUUGGGAGAUUCCUUCAGUUUUGUGGGCUUGAAGACUGUGUAGACUCUGCUAUGUCAUAGUCUUUGCUGCUGACAUGGCAACCAGCUGUAUCUAAGUAUUGAACAUUGGGAUCUCGUAGUGUACUUGGUGUUAUAUCUGGUAUUGCUGCAUAUAUUAAUCCCUUCUUAUAUUAGUCAUUCGGACAUUAUUUACUAGGUUUUUUUUUAGCAAGUUCUUGUGGAUAUAUAUAUAAUAUCCAUAUAUAUUAUUUAGUCAUCUAGUCUGCUUCCAAUAACCACAGCUGUGUGUGCACACGUGCAUGCAUGCACUCACACACAUCCACACUGAAAAAGGCAUCCCUAUAGGCAUGUUGCACAAAGUCAAAGGUGGCUACUUUUUAGACAAGCAUUUGCAUUAGUACAAAUACUUAACAUUCAUGUCAACCAUGUUUACCACUUAAAUAUUUUGUAAUGGUCAUUCAAAUGAACUAUAGACUAAUUUUCUUUUACCGUAUUCUUAUAGUAUUUUACAGUUAUAUGGACUAAGAUGAUUGUACACAUACAGGGUUUGUGUUUGUCCAACUCUUAAACAGAUCAGUACCUCCAAUGUUGAAGGUAAUGUUCAGUAGCUCAACAACUUUAUAAUGAAAAGAAGCUAGCUGCCAAUGAAGGCCUCACAAGCCUUAGUAAUAUAGGUGAAACAUCAGUCUUUCUAUACUUUUUCUAUCGGCCUAAAAAGUGUGAAAAUCACAGCGCAACUCAUCUGGACUUUAAGAUAAACAGGCAAUAACUUUCCAUCUAAAGUACAACAAUGCUUUAGCACAUUGAUAGUGUGUGACCUAGCACCAAUCCUGAAAUUCCUUGCACUGUUUAAAGAGUGCUAAGGAAAUGCUUUGCUUGGAAAUGUGUUUGCUUGAGGGGUCUUUAUUUUACAGAAUGACAUUUCUUUAUAUUAUACAUGCAAGCAUACACCUUAGCAUGUACAUACACAAGGAUGACAACUGAAAACAACUUAUGCUAUGUUCCCCUCUUAUGCACAGUAGUAUCACCAUCUGCUGGGUGAAGGCAGAAUCAGUAGCACAGCUUGCUCAGUCUGUAUUUCAUUUGGGUGUUCCUUAUAUAAAGAAUGGUUAGCAGGCACACUUUAAAGUUUGAAGAGGCAUUGUAGAGUGCUUAUAUUAUCACUGUCCAAGUAGAAGUUCAGAUAACCAAAAAGGAAAAAUAAGUUUUAUGUAUGAUACUUUUACAUUUUAUUGUCAAGUACAACAUUAUGGCAUGUUUUAAAAUUCUUGCUCACAGAUGCUGAUCAGUAAGGGAUGUUUAAAUGUAUAUGCAUUGAUAUGUAUGCCUUAAACUUAAGGGUCCAUUAGCUAUUUUUUGUGCUGCAUAUUUGGAAGCAUUAAUGUGAUAUACUGCACAUGAUUAGAGAAAUCCAUCAGUUAAAAUGUUCUUGCUCACCAUUUACCAAUAGUAUUUGCUAGGCCCUAAAAGUAUGCUUUUGUUCAGAUGAGCAUUGUAUUUUUUCUCCCCUUCUUGUGAUAAUGUAAAACGCAAUUUUUUUUAUGCUGCUUUUACUCUGAUCUGCUUUUUAUGUUUGACAUAUUAUAAAGCUUUCUAUCAACGCUUUCAGUCUUUUUUAGAAUAAUUUUGUGCUGCGCAGUUAAACUUUUCAUCUUAUAUGAGGAAAAUUUUUCAAAGAUAAAGUCUCAAGUUAUUUUGUCAAAUUGUUGGUGUCACCAAUUGGGUCUUGUGUCUUCUUACACUUCCAGUUGUGUAGAUAUAUAUGCUACGUUUAUUAUAAUUGUGCAGUGUGACAUUUAAGAUUUUAGUCAUAAAACAUAUUCAGAUUCAUAUCAAAGCAAAGGAGGCAGUGCAGGAAUAAAGUCUAGGGCAGGGGUGGGCAAAGCUUUUUUUAUGCAGGCCAGUCUCAAAAUUCUAAGCUUUGCAGCAGGCCAGUAAUAUAUCAAAAACCCAUGCCAAGUGACUGCACAACAAACCUAGUGAUAAUGGAAUGGAAAACAAAGGAGUACAUAAUGGCGUUCACUUACCAAAUUUAUUGUGUAAAGUGAAGCUGUUUGAAUUCACUCACAAUAAAACUUUAAAGUCAGCCUUUCCUUUUAAGGCAGCCGCCUCCGAUGCUAAUGACAUCAGAUGUCAGCUGUGUUGUUAUCUUUGUUAUUUCUGUGUUAGAAUGUUAUGAACUGCAGAUUUCUAAUGCUGUUGUACUUGAUUAAUUAGAUUUCAAUCAAAUUAACUUAGGCUGAUGGACCGGUUCAAAGAGAGUUAGGUGGAUGGGCAAUGAUGUGGUUUUCAUUCACUUCAAAUGGACACUCCCCUACAAAUGCCACUGCGUACCUUAGGUCCUCCAGUCUGCUGUGAAGCUUCUGUGUCACUAGGGUCUCCUCCGUCCAGAUGUGGUGCCUGAGGACUUCAUGCAAAGGAGAGUCCUGCACCAGAUGUUCUGUUGGGAUUGGCAAUAAAAGUAGCCACAAAAAAGCCCCCAAUGUCAUGUGAUUGUAUUAGCUUCCUGAACAUUAGAGUUGGCUGGGAUGAUUUAGAAGGGAGUGAAAAUGUGCCUGUAAUGAAUGGUCUGCACUCUUCUGUAUACAUCUCUGUAUACAUUCUGUAUACAUUCUGUAUACAUGUUAAAAGGGAAAAAACUAAGAGAAUUUAAUUUCCUUUAAUCAAAAUAACUGAUAAGACAAAUAGUGAUGUCAAAUUAUAAUGGACAAAUGUUCAAGGCAACAGAAUUGUUACAAUCACUUUACAAGAACAUUCAAUGUCUGGCAUCCUUCAAUGUGACAAUGUCAGUGGUAAAAUGCCAAUAAGGUAACAUUAUUUCUAUGAUCAAAAUAGCAAGAUUUAAAAAAUUUGUUGUUUUUGUAGCUGUGUUUACAAAACUAAAAUGUCUUCCAUAUCAAAUAGGAUAUUGUUUAAAGCUGCUGAGAUUAUUAAAUACUUUUGAGAAUUACAAAUGCAUUUAUCUUUUGUGCAACCUGGAGAGUUUUAACUUACAAUCAAAUGUAUGUAUUUAAAUGUGCAUUACUCAAAGGCAUAGCUGUAUAGAAGAAAUAUUCAGCUGUUUUCAUUGUUAACUUUUUUUUAAAAAAUUGAUUUUAUUUUAACAUUGUAAAUAAAUUGUUUAAUAAAUUUAAAAUAUAUUCGAGUUUCAUUAAUAUCGGUUAAAAUGUAUGCAGAAUCACAGAUUUUAGCUUUUGUCAUCAAAACUUUUGUGAAAAACUUAUGCUCAGAAAAACACCUGAAAUGUUUGCAAAAUGUGUACUCUGUUCCUACUAUUGCUUUUUAUAAAGAAAAUAAAUCUUUGUUGGGCUUAUUGAAGAUUAUAAUGUCAUGGCUUACUUUGUGGUACAUGAAAAACUUUCUGUACAUUUUGGUAUGUACUUUGGAACUAAUGAUGAGUAAAAUGUGAAAGAGAUAGAAAAGCAUUUGAUUUAUUGAUGUUAAGAACAGAAUGUGGGAGCUAGGAAAUGCUUGUGUUGAAAUGUCUGAAAUGCUCAAUGUAAAUAUGCAGGUAAGUAUAUUUCAGACAUGUUUUGGAAGACUUGCCUACAAAAUAAUAACAAAAAUUGUGGUACGAGUUUGAAUGCUAAAUGUAUAAUCUGUCAAAUAGUGUAAAAAUUCUUUGAAGAAUAUUGUCAUUGUAGCCAUGCAAGGAAAUGUACAGGGUUGUUUUAAUCAGUGCAUGCAAUCUUUGAGGUGGAGCUUGUUUUAUUAUAACAGAUGUUUUAUAACUACAUAUAAAACAUAUGUCGAGGAUCUUGUCAGGUUUUUUUUCUUUGGUCUUGAAGAUCUUUUUUUUCUUCCUGUUUUUACAUUAAUGUUGGCUUUUUCUCAUAUUUGGAAUGGUAUUAUGUUCUGAGCUGCUAAAUCUGUGAUCUUUAUACCAGUCAGUAAUGAGAGGGACAUUUUCAGCAAAAACAUUUUGUUUUAACAGAACUAUUGAUCAAAAUCCCCUUUGUUGAUCACAAAUUGCUCUUCUAAUAAAGAAACAAUAUAAAAAUG
Molecule: messenger RNA, 5179 nt
Organism: Pomacea canaliculata
Lineage: Eukaryota; Metazoa; Mollusca; Gastropoda; Architaenioglossa; Ampullariidae
Product: UDP-sugar transporter UST74c-like
Exons: 12
Coding region: 37-1053 (338 amino acids)
Cellular component (GO): Golgi apparatus
Molecular function (GO): GDP-fucose transmembrane transporter activity; antiporter activity
Source: RefSeq, a predicted model, not a curated record